CGGGGCUGGAAAUUACAGGUGUCCGGCUGCUCUUAGUGCACCUCUUUUUAUUUUCAUAUUAUUUUGAAAAUAUCGAAGCUCUGCCAUACAGAAACACAUUUUAAGCAGAAAUGAGUAAGAUCACAAAGUUAUUCAAGUCCUCUGGUGGGUCAGGUUCUUCUUCUAAGAACAGAAAAGGACCCAGUGCACAGGAGGCCCUCUUCAAACUGAGGGAGACUGAAGAAAUGUUAACCAAAAAGCAGGAAUACCUAGAAAAGAAGAUCGAACUGGAACUAGCCACAGCAAAAAAACACGGCACCAAGAACAAAAGAGCUGCUUUGCAGGCAUUAAAAAAAAAGAAGCGGCUGGAGAAGCAGUUGGCACAAAUCGAUGGAACCCUUUCAACUAUUGAAUUCCAAAGAGAGGCCCUGGAAAAUUCACACACCAACACAGAAGUGUUAAAAAAUAUGGGUUACGCAGCAAAGGCUAUGAAAGCGGCUCAUGAGAACAUGGAUUUAGAAAAGAUUGACGACUUAAUGCAGGACAUUCAUGAGCAGCAAGAUGUUGCACAAGAAAUCUCCGAUGCCAUUUCUCGGCCAGUUGGCUUUGGCGAUGAGUUUGAUGAGGAUGAGUUGUUGGAGGAAUUAGAAGAGCUGGAACAAGAGGAUCUGAACAGUCAAAUGGCCAAUGUUAACCUGCCAAGUGUUCCUUCAUCGAAACUUCCAUCAACGAAACUUCCAUCCCGACCAGCAUCUUCACGCAAGAAGGUGGAGGAUGAUGACGACAUGCAGAUGCUGGCAGCUUGGGCCACUUAAGCCUGGGAGAAUUUGGAUUAAAAUAAUCAAAUAAACUGCACAGAUAAAACCUGAAUCAGAAAGAAGAUCAUUGUCCAGUUACAAUCGCUCUUUGCCAGUGAAGUCAUUUCUCCCAAAGAAAUAACCCAGGAAUAUUUUUCAGCAUGAAGGCUGUCUUCAUAAAUCCCUUGUAGAAAUAUGUAAUUAUAGAACAGGAAUAUUUUUUUUUUUUUUCCUAUGGAAUUUGAUACACAGUUUUGUAUGUAUAUAUGUGAGUGUGUGUGUGUGCAGAUAGAAAGUUCCGCUUGCUUUGGAAUUUGACACAUGUAUGCAUAUAGGCACAACAUUUUCAUGCACAGGACUCCCAUAUAACGAAGACUUUAUAUGUGUGAACCCCGAGUGUCUUGAGGUAUCCUUCAAAUGUAUCAUAAUGGGUUCUGUGUAUGUGGCUUUGCUUGUGCUGUAUAUAUUGAUGUAAGUAUUUUGGUUUAAUAAAAUUAGUUUUAUGCUUUG
This is a messenger RNA of Xenopus laevis (African clawed frog), 1286 nucleotides long. RefSeq names its product charged multivesicular body protein 4C L homeolog (gene chmp4c.L). Lineage: Eukaryota; Metazoa; Chordata; Amphibia; Anura; Pipidae. Gene Ontology annotation, biological process: vacuolar transport; late endosome to vacuole transport via multivesicular body sorting pathway; vesicle budding from membrane. Gene Ontology annotation, cellular component: late endosome membrane; ESCRT III complex; cytosol. The record is from RefSeq and is marked provisional.